This is a messenger RNA of Fusarium coffeatum, 2178 nucleotides long. RefSeq lists its product as uncharacterized. Lineage: Eukaryota; Fungi; Ascomycota; Sordariomycetes; Hypocreales; Nectriaceae. The transcript has 2 exons. The record is from RefSeq and is a predicted model, not a curated record. The coding region runs from base 1 to 2178 and encodes 725 amino acids.
AUGACCCGAGCAAGGUUGUUGGAUGAAUCAGCUAUCGAAUACCUACCCAAAAUCUCGAGUAACCCUGUCAAUGGCAAAGUAUCUAAGGCAGUCUACAAGCCACUGGAUGGCAGUCGCCGGGAGAUUCGGCUGCUUAGUGUUCACCCUUCUACCGAGCCCAACGACAGUCUGAGUUGUACGCUCUCACACGCGGACCUAGGCCCUGAUGCUGGUAUAAAUCUUCCAAGGUACGAAGCGCUGUCAUAUGUCUGGGGAGAGCCCGAUUUUUCAGAGGCUAUAUCCCUCAACGGCUAUCCCUUCUUUGUUACACCAAGACUUGAACGUGCUUUAACCUCGCUCCGGCAGAACCAUAAGGUCAGGAAUUUGUGGGUAGAUGCAAUCUGCAUUAAUCAGUUAGAUACUGAAGAGCGUGGCCAGCAAGUCGCUCUAAUGCGGCACAUCUACUCGAAUUGCGAGAGAGAUAUAGCGUGGUUAGAUCCAAUACUUACUGCAGAGCCCCAGGAAGAAAUAGUCUUUACUGCCCGGUCGCUUGAGAAAGCAGAGCUAAGAGUGAAAGAAGGCAUGGAGUUGCUAAAAUCGCUUGUUCACAAACAAGGUCAAACACUCAAAGCUGCACAAGAUAGCUUUCGGACAGCCGGCGAUGACGCUACAAGGAGAGCACACAGACAACUCGCUGCCCUAUUUAAAGGCCCAAGUCUAUGGAAACGACUUUGGGUGAUGCCAGAGCUUUCUCUAGCCCCACAAGUUACUUUGAAGUGUGGAAAGGCUGAACUUGAGUGGCAAUCUUUGGCGGCCUUUUUCAAAGACGAGCCAUAUCUUGGCGCUUUCCACAUGGAUUAUCCAUCUCAUUCAAGAUCUUACUACAGGGGCUUCAGUGAGAUAUUUCUUCCAGCAAAGCGUAUCGAGGACCAGCGCCAACUAUUGAGUCAAGAUGGCAAGAAGACAUCGAGCCUCUUGGAGGUGCUAACGCGCUUUCGAGCUAUGGAAUCUACGGACUCAAGAGAUACAAUUUUUGGACUGCUUGGGCUGGUAAACGAUAAUCAUGACAUCAAGGUCGAUUAUACCCAGUCAUUCAUCGAUGUGUACAAAACAGCAACCUUAUCCCUGAUAAAUCAGUCAGGUAAUCUCGACAUUCUUUGUCAAAGUCCAUUUGAACUUUGGGGAGGCCCCAGAGCACUCGAACUUCCUAGAAAAGACAGUAUCCCUACCUGGGCUGGCCAGUUUGAUGCAAAGCCAGAAGACUGCGUGCCCGUUCUUUUCGCACAGCGUCGAAUAUUUGCUGCUGGUACUAAGUAUUGCGCUACUCCGUGCCGUGCGCAAGGACCCCAGAAAGAUAUAUUGGUCUUGAGAGGUGUGAUGCUAGGCAGUAUUGGUCCGAUUCUCCAGAAGCGAGUUUCUAUUUCUCAAAGGCUGGACAAAAAGGAACGCAAUGAAUCUCAUCUCAAAAGAGGGCCUUCCAACCAAUUCAUCCGCUCUCAGGAUCGAGAAGCAGGGUAUCUGAUGGAGAUGUAUUUGGGUAAAGAGGCCAUACGAAACCCUGACAGCCGCUUUUAUGAGCCCAAAGUUGGUGACGGGAUGGAACAGCCUUUGUCCCCCGAGAAUACAGUAUCCACAGCGAAUGCUGAUGGCAGACCAGGGUCGAUCAGAGAAACAGCCUUUUGCGCAUUCUUGCGAACGAUCUUCAGAGACUGCACGCAGCCACCCAGAGUGCGUCGCCUACACGAGGCAGAGAUAUUAUCUCUCCAACUGCACAAUAGGGAUGCUACCAACCAAGGAUUUAUCCGUGGCUUGAAGAACUAUAAAGUCCGUGAUGAGUGGCGAGUCUCGAGGUAUGCCUUCAGUUACGACCCAAAGGCAAUUGGAGAAGGUGAAAGUGAUGUCAAACUAACGUAUGUUGGCUAUGCCCCAUACAACAGGGAUCUGAUGUUUACAAUGACAGAUAAUGGACUGUUUCUGUUAGUGCGUCCACAUGUCCAAAAGGGUGAUAUUGUGGUAAUCCUCGAUGGCGCUAAAGUCCCGAUGGUUUUGCGAAAGACUGAGCUACAUCUUGAUUGCCGGGAUACCAACGAGGCUUAUCAAAUUGUAUGUUCGGCGUAUGCUCAUGGGUUUAUGGAUGGAGAGGUAGAAAUUGAGAUCAAGGAAGGAAGAUUGACAAAGCAAGAUAUUGCUCUUAUUUAA